Messenger RNA from Capsicum annuum, 1995 nucleotides. RefSeq names its product probable N-acetyltransferase HLS1. Gene Ontology annotation, molecular function: acyltransferase activity, transferring groups other than amino-acyl groups. Lineage: Eukaryota; Viridiplantae; Streptophyta; Magnoliopsida; Solanales; Solanaceae. The transcript has 3 exons. The record is from RefSeq and is a predicted model, not a curated record. The coding region runs from base 460 to 1704 and encodes 414 amino acids.
UUUGUAAUUUUUUAUAUGUUGUUUAAAUAUUUAAAAUUGUUAAUUAUUUUAAUUGAUUUAUUUCAAAUAAAAUUCUGGUAACUCAAAAUGGCUAAACCAUUAGGUUGUAAAUUUUAAAUUCUAAAUUAGCUAUUAACAACAGGGAGAUUUUUGAUCCAAUACGGGAGAGAGAGUGCCCAAAAUCAGUAUAAAAGGGAGUGGGCAACCAAUUUGUAUAGAAAGAAGUAAGGCAUUAUCCUUCUAAAACUGUUCAAUUUUUGCAAAUCAUAACCAACUACUCACCUCCACUCUUAACCAUACUACCUGAAAUAUAGAGAAAAAAAAAAGGUCUUGCCACGGCUCCCUUUCUUCUCUGCUCGUCUAAAUUUUCAAGUCUCCCGUAUUUUUUUUAUAGUUGGUUUAUAGGUCACAAAGCCACAUAAUAAAUCUAUAUAUUGCUUGUUUGCGGGUUUCAAAAUUAUGGGAGCGCUUAAUGAACAAGUGAGAAUAGUGGUGAGGGAAUUUGACGCGAAGAAAGAUUGCAGGGAAGUGGAGGAAGUAGAAAGAAUAUGUGAAGUUGGUCCCAGUGGAAAACUCUCUCUUUUCACUAACCUUUUAGGUGAUCCAGUUUGCAGAGUUCGCCAUUCCCCUGCCUAUGUCAUGCUGGUGGCAGAAAUAGUGGUGGGAAAUGGAGAAGAAAAAAGGAGAAUAGUUGGGAUGAUAAGGGGUUGUAUCAAAACCGUUACGUGUGGAAAAAGAGUCUCUAGGAACAAUCAUGAUUUCACCAAAUUACCUCAUCAACAUCUCCCUGUUUUCACUAAACUUGCCUAUAUUUUAGGCCUUCGUGUCUGCCCUCAUCACCGGAGAAAGGGUAUUGGGUUGAAAUUAGUGCGCAAGAUGGAAGAAUGGUUCAGAGAAAAUGGCGCUGAAUAUUCUUAUAUAGCUACUGAAAACGACAAUCUUCCUUCUGUAAAGCUCUUCACACAUAAAUGUGGCUACGCCAAGUUCCGUACCCCGUCCAUUCUGGUGCAGCCAGUUUACGCUCAUCGUGUCAAAAUAUCAAAAACUGUAACCAUUUUCAAGCUUAGUCCAACUGAAGCCGAAAUUCUGUAUCGACAUAAGUUCUCCACCACAGAGUUUUUCCCUAAAGACAUUGAUACAAUUCUCAACAAUAAGCUCAACCUAGGUACUUUUCUAGCAGUUCCAAUGGGUAAUUUUUCGCGUAAUUGGCCAGGUGUGAACGAGUUCUUAACGAGUCAGCCCGAGUCAUGGGCUGUACUAAGUGUGUGGAACUGUAAGGACGUGUUCAAACUUGAGGUUCGUGGUGCGUCAAGGAUGACAAAAAUUUUAGCUAAAACGAGUCGUUUAAUGGAUCGGGCUUUUCCGUGGCUUAAGGUUCCGUCUGUACCCGAAGUUUUCAGGCCUUUUGGGCUUCAUUUCAUGUAUGGGCUUGGUGGUGAAGGCCCAUUAGCGAUAAAGUUAACUAAGGCCCUUUAUGGUCUGGCCCAUAACUUAGCGAAUGAAUCAGGUUGCGGAGUGGUGGUUACUGAAGUAGCAAGUUGUGAACCGCUUAAGUUAGGAAUUCCUCACUGGAAAAAACUAUCGUGCGCCGAAGAUUUAUGGUGCAUUAAAAGAUUAGGAGAAGACUACAGUGACGGGGCUGUGGGUGACUGGACAAAGUCACGGCCUGGUCAUUCUAUCUUUGUUGAUCCUAGAGAAUUUUAACUUUUUAAUAAACAAUAUCUUGUCUUGUAAAUUAGGGUAAAUAUAAUUAAGAAGUCAAUUUUUUUCUUUUAGUAGGUUUUUUCUUUUUUGGGAAUAGCUUUGUUUUAUAAAAGAACGAGAGGUCAAGAAGGAACAAAAAUAGAGAUGGGGUAUAACACUUUUUGUUUUGUUGUUAUUGUAAAGGGGGAUUGGAAUACCCCUUUGUUUCUAACUUUUCGUCUUCUUUUUGUUUUUUUGUAAAUCAACGUGACCUUUGUUUUAAGAUAAUCUUUCAUAUGCUAGAUUUUAUUU